GCUAACUGGCUGGAACCAGACUUGCCUUGUCCCUUUUUUUGGCCACCUUAUCUUUUCAGUCACUAACCACAUCCCACCCGGCUGUUCAGCUAGAAGUUAAUGUUUGACGGAAGUGGUUGCCUGUCGGCUAGAGGGAAGUCUCGUCACUCAGAAGCUGGCGGGGCAAGGAACAGGGAGUGCCUGGAGAAAACCCGAAGGGUUUAGCCUUCCUUCCAUCAGGAAGAAUUGGAUGCACCCUGAAGCGUGUGAGGAGGAAUUAGGUACAGGACAGAAACAAUACUUAGAAGAAAGAAGCAUUUCCUUCGUGGUUCUUCUUCUUCUUCUUUUUAAAGCGAAUAAUGCUCUGCUCAUGGAGACAGGAAACAGCCAGCGGGAUUGUUGGGAUAUAAUUGAUGAAACCCACAUUAAAGAAUUUGAAGUGGAUCAAUGGAUCAAGAUCACCCUAGCCCUUAUCUACGUCAUCAUCUUUGUGGCAGGCAUUGUGGGCAACAGUGUCACCAUCCGGACAACCAAACUGCUGCAGAAGAAGGGCUACUUGCAGAAAGAGGUCACAGACCACAUGGUGAGCCUUGCAUGCUCGGACCUGCUGGUCCUCUUGCUGGGGAUGCCUGUGGAGUUCUUCAGUAUGAUCUGGACCCCUUUCUCCACCCCUCAAGGCAACCUCGCCUGCAAGCUCUACUGCUUCCUUUUUGAGGCCUGCAGCUAUGCUACGGUGCUGCAUGUGGCCACUCUCAGCUUUGAAAGGUACAUUGCCAUCUGCCACCCUUUCAAGUUUAAAGCUGCUUCUGGGCCGUGCAAAGUGAGGAUCCUCAUUGCCUUUGUCUGGAUUACAUCUGUCCUUGUGGCCUUACCUCUUCUCUUUGCGAUGGGCACAGAGUACCCAUUGGAAGCCAUCCAGGACCACCGAGGACUGGUUCCCUGCAGCAAACCCAAACCCCGGCACCACAUGCCUAACUUGAUGCUAAAUGUCACCAUAUGCACCAACUUGUCGUCUCGAUGGAAGGCCUUCCAGUCUGGUAUCUUCACUGCUUUUAUUGUGUAUGUCGUGGUGUUGGUAUCUGUGGCUUUUAUGUGCCGGAAUAUGAUGAAAGCCCUGAUGAUCCACAAACAAGGGACCUUAGCCGUGAGAGGGGAGAGAGAAAGCCAAAACCAGUACCUAAGGAAAAACAAGAAUCCCGAUAGCAGGAGUUCCAGAAAACAGACUAUCCUUUUCCUAGGAUUGAUCGUUGCCUCACUGGCAAUAUGCUGGCUGCCAAAUCAAGUUCGAAGGAUCAUGGCUGCUGCUAGACCUAAGCAGGACUGGACAGUCCCCUACUUCAGAGCGUACAUCACCCUGCUCCCUAUAGCAGAUACGUUCUUCUACCUCAGCUCCGUCGUGAACCCGCUCCUGUACAAUAUCUCCUCCCAGCAGUUCCGGAAUGUGUUUGUUCAGGUCCUCCGCUGUCGCCUGACACUGGAACACGUCAACAAACAGAAGCUUUUAAGAGCCAAUUUGAAUUCUGCAGCCGAUAGCGGCCGCUCGCGGCGCCCAUUGAUCUUCGCGUCAUCCGCCAUGCGCAAGUCUUCCACCAAGAGCGCUAACAAGGUUUUCUUAAGUACUUUUCAGAGCGAAACCAAGCCUGGCUGCAGUUUGCAGAAAUUGAGUCUUGAAUCACUGGAGCUGAAUGUGAAAACGAUGCCACUGGAGACUUGCACAGAUCCUAGCCCUGCUAACCAAAAUGGACUUUGUGAACACGAACUGUGA
Podarcis raffonei (Aeolian wall lizard) is the source of this 1744-nucleotide messenger RNA. RefSeq names its product G protein-coupled receptor 39 (gene GPR39). Gene Ontology annotation, molecular function: G protein-coupled receptor activity. NCBI's taxonomy places the organism in Eukaryota, Metazoa, Chordata, Lepidosauria, Squamata, Lacertidae. Gene Ontology annotation, biological process: G protein-coupled receptor signaling pathway. The coding region runs from base 230 to 1744 and encodes 504 amino acids. Gene Ontology annotation, cellular component: membrane. The transcript is spliced from 3 exons. The record is from RefSeq and is a predicted model, not a curated record.